Messenger RNA from Penicillium macrosclerotiorum, 636 nucleotides. RefSeq lists its product as uncharacterized. The record is from RefSeq and is a predicted model, not a curated record. Lineage: Eukaryota; Fungi; Ascomycota; Eurotiomycetes; Eurotiales; Aspergillaceae. The coding region runs from base 1 to 636 and encodes 211 amino acids. The transcript has a single exon.
AUGCAGUACAAGUUGCUUGCCGCCCUCCUUUUCUCCGCCACGGUUCUUGCCGCUCCGGCCCCAGACUCCACGGCCAAUGCCUUAGCUUCUUCAUCAGCCUCUGAGACCGAUGAAAGCAGCAUCAAUGCGCUAUUGUCCGAAAUCCCAGAAUCAAUCCUAACUGUGAUGGCGACAGCCAUCCCCGAUAGUUUUUUCACCGAUAUCGAGAUUCCUGCCUCGCGCUCCUCCAUCAUCAGCGAGCUCGUGGCUGGCACCUACCCAGCGUGGUACAACAGCUUGCCUAACAGCGUCAAGGCAUGGGCUACUUCUGCUGGCACCGAAUGGUUCAUCGACGCCUCUGCCACCGCUGAUAGCGGGGUUGCUAGCACUACUGCCGCCAGCAGCACUUCCACUGACUCUUCCUCCGGCUCCAGCGCUGCGCAGACAACUGCGGCUCCCUCCUCCUCCGCCGCCGCAAGCUCUCAGUCUUCCGUCUCUUCCGUCUCUUCCGUCUCUUCCGCCUCUUCUGUCUCUUCUGCUGCUGCGUCUACUCAGGCCUCUGCGACUUGGACUGGUGGCGCCCCUAUUGCGACUGGCGGUGUUGCUAUGAGCAUUGCUGGUGCAGUUGGCGUUCUUGGCCUCGCCCUCGCUCUUUAG